UCUGUUUAUGCAUUUCUUCCGUGUCUUUUUUGAGGUUGCUUAAAGCCGCUAUGGAAUAGUUGACUGCAGACAGAAACAGACGGGACAGAAAUACCGAGACAAAAAGAAAAAGUUAGAAUAGUAGAACCUGGGAAAUCCCAUAGGAGAAGAGGACUGCUUCUUGUGUGUAUCCUCGUAGUGCUGGGAUGGCUGGAGUCUGGCGCUGCGUGUUGCCAGUGGUGAUGCUGAUGUUUGUGUGUCUGUGGGGUUCUGCUGAGGCUGUUGGGGGGGCUAGGAGUCGACCGCGACUACAAAGACGACCUCCCAAGAAGCCGAAAGUCGACCCGGUUGACUUGAUCCCAGCUGCACAGAACAUAGACAUACAACAGAUGACGGGAACAUGGUACCUGCUGAACACGGCCUCCAAAUGCUCCUACCUGAUAAAUCAUGGGACGAAGGUGGAGCCCACCGUCGUGACCCUCACGCUUUCCCCCGAACAAACAUUAUCUGUUAGCACCAAAACACGACGUAAUCACCAGUGUUGGGAAAUAUUACAGGUCUACAAUUUAACACCAACCCCAGGCAAGCUAAAACUUAAAGGAGCUCGUCCUGAGCUGGACACUGAGAUAGUGAUUGGAGAGGUGGUCUACGACUCCUAUGCGAUCAUGUACUACCAGAAACGGGGCCAGAUCACCAUGAAGCUCUAUGGUCGGUCUGUAGACAAUCUGUCCGAGCCGAUGUUGACCAAGUUUGAGCAGCUUGCUGAAAAACAGGGUUUGGGCCUGGCAUACCUCUUCCCCUUCCCCACCUACAGUCACUGCGGUAAAGUGGACCAGAACCAUGUAAUCAACUGUGUCCCCGUAUGCUGAGGAGCUGACCGGUCCAGCCUGGCAGGGGCCCAAAGUUCACAAACAAAUAUCUGAGGAUUGUAUCAUUUAGAAUAUUUUUGUUAUAAAAGACUGCAACACAGUCUUAUAUUGUAAAACCUGAAAUGUUACCAGUUACAGAUGAAUAAAGCCAAAUGAGCAGAA
This is a messenger RNA of Pseudoliparis swirei, 1010 nucleotides long. RefSeq names its product complement component 8, gamma polypeptide (gene c8g). The coding region runs from base 186 to 848 and encodes 220 amino acids. NCBI's taxonomy places the organism in Eukaryota, Metazoa, Chordata, Actinopteri, Perciformes, Liparidae. Gene Ontology annotation, biological process: complement activation. Gene Ontology annotation, cellular component: membrane attack complex. The transcript is spliced from 7 exons. The record is from RefSeq and is a predicted model, not a curated record.